Molecule: messenger RNA, 7578 nt
Organism: Plasmodium cynomolgi strain B
Lineage: Eukaryota; Apicomplexa; Aconoidasida; Haemosporida; Plasmodiidae
Product: transcription factor with AP2 domain(s)
Exons: 3
Coding region: 1-7578 (2525 amino acids)
Biological process (GO): regulation of DNA-templated transcription
Molecular function (GO): DNA-binding transcription factor activity
Source: RefSeq, a predicted model, not a curated record
AUGGACAGUCUCGAAAUGAACCUCCUGAUCGAAAACUACAUAGAUGAAGAAAAGGUGUGCCAUAAUUUCCCCUUUAGAAAAUUCCACCUUCUAUUAUAUGCCUAUAGAAAUUACCACCAGACAAUUUAUUUGCGGAAGAAGGAGCUAGCUAAUGUGGAGAAUCAUGGUAGAUGCAAGGGUAGCGAUUCUAAAAACGGGUUCGAUGGUGGUAGCCAUGAAGCGUUAAGUGUAAACUUGGUAAAGAAUCAAUAUAAUUAUAAAAAAAAGAAGAAAAAAAAGAAGCAAAUAUCUUUUGGUACCUCGGAGAGCUUUCGAAGUGACGUCAGUGCCAAUGGACGAAGGAACACUGCACAAUGCGUCGGGAUCCCCGAUGCUUCUACCCCCACGAUGGCAUUCACUCGCACAGCAAGCAUAACUGGUACAAGCGUGAUGGCUUCAGGCACCAGCGUGAUGGCUUCGGGCACCAGCGUGAUGGCUUCGGGCACCAGCGUGAUGGCUUCGGGCACCAGUGUGAUGACUCCUUGUGCCAGUGCCGAGGCGAACUUAGCGACCCACGACACAAAUAAAAACCAGAUGGAGAAGCCUUCCGGGCAAGGGGAGAACCCUGGGGGAAAAGCAUACAAAAGAACAAACUCAGAAAAUAAAACAGACCGUUGCAUUUUACCGAAACAGAAAGAAUUGCCUGAACAUGGUCAGGCUGUAGAGGACUAUUCUGAAGAAGACAUGAUAAAACUUGUGUACUAUUUUUUGGGUAAGUUUGUGUUUAGUAAGGACAGGAAGAAGAAAAAUAAGUUGAGGGGGAAGAACAGCUUGCUGUUGAUGUUGGAGAGGGAGGAGGAUGGUCAAGCGAAUUCGAUGGUGGGGUCGAAGGGAGAAAAGAAGAGGGCAGUCAAGGGUGCGCCCAGGGGAGCCUCCCGAGGGAGAGGCAAGAGUGGUGAAGCGGAGGAGAAGGGAGUGACGAACGAGGUGGAGAAGGGAGUGACGAACGAGGUGGAGAAGGGAGUGACGAACGAGGUGGAGAAAGGAGUGACGAACGAGGUGGAGAAGGGAGUGACGAACGAGGUGGAGAAAGGAGUGACGAACGAGGUGGAGAAGGGAGUGACCAACGAGGUGGAGAAAGGAGUGACCAACGAGGUGAAGUUGGAGCUGAUGAACGAAACGGAGCAGGACGCACGGGAGAAGCUGCCAAAGGAGCAGACCAGCUGCGAGCAGGAGGGGGAGAAACCCGCAGAGGGGGGCGAUGGUACCCAGAGAAGUGAAGUCGGAGAGGUAGGAGAGGUGUGCGAGGGGGAGGCGAACGUGGAAGGGGGUGGAGGUGGCGCCGAAUUGAAGGUUGCCGCGGAUAGUGCAGAUGUGAAAGCUGCCCCGGAAGGAGAAGACCCAUUCGGCAGGAAGCGAAAGGAGAAAGACAAAAGGGAGCAGCCAAAUAAGGGGGUCAGCGAAGUGAACAGCUCCGAGUCAGGGAAAACAAACCCACAUGGAGAGGCACACGAGAGGAGUGGAAAAGCGUGCAUGAGCAGUGACAACUACGAAGUUGCAGUGAGGCAAGCAGGAGCAGAAGAAGGAGGAGCAGAAGAGGGAGAAGCAGAAGAGGGAGGAGCAAAAGAAGGGGAAGAAGCAGUCGUAGAAGCAGUCGCAGAAGCAGUCGCAGAAGCAGACGCAGAAGCAGACGCAGAAGAAGAAAAAAGACUCGAACUAAUCAUUAAUUCUUUUCUGAAUAGAAAGCAAAUUUGCUUUACGCUGAAUGAUAUUUUUUAUCCCUUCACUAAUCGGAACCUCAACAUGUCUAGGAAGAAGCAGCAGAAUAAGAAGCUGGCAAAGAAUAAAUCAUUUGAGCGCACUAAUAAUAGGUUUUCUAGAAUUCUUGGACAUGUCGACCUUCUCGACCCACGAGAUAGUGCACCGUCUAGGAGGUACCUUAAAAGUAAAGUAAUUUACGGAAAAUUGAAGAAAGGACUAAAUCUCCUACUUAAGCAUGAAAAGAAGAAGAAGAGGAAGUACAGGAGACAAGGAGCAGGUGGUAAGGUCGAUGAUAUCGUGUCGGUACCCCCGAUUGGUGAGGGGGUGGAAGGUAGUCUCACCAGUGGGGGGGGAAACGCCGCGAACAGUAGAAAUGAGAUCAAUAGAAAUGAGAGCGUCUACAAUGAGAGCGUCUACAAUGAGAGCGUCAACCAUGGGAACGUCAACCAUGAGAGCGUCAACAACGAGAACGUCAACGUGAGUGCUUGCGGUCAUCCUGUUGGAAGGAAGAAAGGCAACAAAGGUGUCGUGCGUACUGCCAACGAGAAUGAAGACAGUGUGAGUGUCACUUGGACGACAAAGGAAGGAGAUGCGAAUCCUCUCGUCAAAAAUGCGAAGGAGAAGUCGGGGAGAGGAAAGAAUGCCGGAGAGAAGAAGGGGGUCAAGGCGAAUAAGGCACUCGUAAGAGUAAAUAUCAGCGAGGGGUGCAGCAGCACCAUGCAAAUGCACGAGGCGCAGCGUGGCGUCCUCCGCUUCGACCUGCACGCGGUGGGAGAUGUGGGAGUGAUGGGAGCGAUGGGAGCGAUGGGAGAUGUGGGCGCCAUGGGAGACGUGGGAGUGAUGGGAGACGUGGGAGCUGUGGGAGACGUGGGAGCUGCGGAAGCGGUGAGAGCCAUCCGGGGCGGCAAAAAUCAGGCGAGACCCAGCCCAAGGAAGCACACCUCACAUGGGAGAAGUAAGCAGAAGGAUUCAGGCAGCACUUACGAUGGCCUUUUUAAUAGCGUGGGGCAAAUGAGGGGGGUGAAGGCGAAAGGGAAGGAGGGGUACAGCAAGAUCGACAUGGUGGAUCCAGCCGUGUCAAGCUACUGCGUCGGCGGCCAUGCAAGCGGUCACAUGGGUAGCAAUUUUAACACCCAACUGAGCAGUCACAUGGGAAGCCAGGUUGGAAGCCACGUGGGAAGUCACAUGGGAAGUCACGUAGGCAGCCACGUAGGCAGCCACGUGGGCAGUCAGAUGAGCACCCCCCUUCGAUACGACCCGGCGGUCUACAACCACCCAGGUGGAGGAACCCCGGCGAACACCCCCAACAAAGGCUUUAGUAAGAAGGAGAAAACGGGAGCGAGAAAAAACGUACACAAAAUGAACAGCAUGUCGAAGGAGGCGACGUUUUAUAACGCACCACCUGCUAUGAUAUCGGUUGCUUCCAUUGCUGACGGAGGAGGUUUAUACCCAUACAGCAACUUCCACUCUCCCAGUAACGUUGAAAAGUCCAGUGGAGUGAUGCCCCCCCAUGGAUCAGGUAGCAACAGCACCAGUGUCUAUGGAAUCAACACUACAGAAGAACAAAGGUAUCCACAGGAAGCUCACACAAUAAACCCUUACGUUCAGAACGAAAUAAUGAACAAGGUCAACCUUGCAAACAAUAGCUACACGUUCAAAAGUAACAAUAACCGUUUGCAGAUCAGUAGACCAACUAGUGUCGAUAUGAAUCACCAAGCAAAUGGAAGACUGUUCGGGGAAAGACAAUCAGGUGAAAAUAAUUUUAAAGGGAAUGUGAUGGAGUUGGAGCAGUUUAACAAGGAAGGCUGUAACGAAUUCAGUGGUACCCCCCGAAGUAGAGUUAAAAAAAACGUAAAGAGUGGAAAGAAGGACAAGAAGAACGUGAAGGGACUCCACAGUGUUGGAGAUAAACGGAAGGGAGCUACCAAUCAAAUGGGGAGAGAUGCGAAACUCGGAGAGAAUGAAGAAGGACAGGGUGGAAGAUACGACAUUGGUAUGGGUGAACAAAGCGGGGAGGAUAAGGAUGAGGAUGGUCGUGGUCCAGGUGCACGGAACUCCUCCGUUGGACAUUGCUAUGAUGAGAGCAAGAGCAACUAUCACAACAGAAGGGGGAGAGACGACGACAAUAAUAAUGAUGGGAGCACUUCGUGCGGGGGUGCAGGAGGAGGAAUGGGGGGCGCCUACUUCGCGGGGAGCAGUUACCACGUAGGUAAUCAUAACUCCGGCGGGGGAAGAAGCUGUGUGCCGGGCGAGAACCGCUAUAAGGGGCAGCAGCAGGGGCAGCAGGGGCAGCAGCGGGGGCAGCAGGAUGAGGAGAUUAUUGCUGCGGUUGAAAGCGGACCAAUUGGCGCAGUAGGAUGUGGCUUAGGUGGCGGCUUGGGAAGCACCACGGUGAGUCACCCCGCGGAGGGCCACCCCACGCAGAGCCACCCCGCGGAGAACGCGAGAACGAGCAAGCCCCUGUUGCACACGAGUCUGAAUCGCCAAGCAUUGGAUGGGAAGACAGGAGCAGAUAACACGGUGAGUGAAAGGAUGGUCAACGCGGGGACCAACGUAAGGUGCACCAUCGUAGGAAACGUUUCCUGUAUUAACAGUGUGGUAGGAGGUCCUAGUGACGACGCGAUGAAUGGGAAGGAACUGCUUGGCGACCUCUCCAGGGGGAAGACAAGCAACGAUGUCAAUGUACUGGGCAAAGGAACGAUCAUCACGAAGAAGCAGAAUCAAAAAGGAGCAUGUAAUGGGGGGCACUUGGCACCAGUUAAUGAUAGGAUGAAGGAUAAUGUUGGAAGAAGCAACAGGAAAACGAGUUGCGAAGUGAGCAUGUCCUUUGCAUCGAUAUCCGAGGGGCGGAGUAGAGAUGGUACAGGCAAUGCCAUUUUUAAUUCCCCCAGGAAUGAAGACACAAAUGGCGGUAACGGUGUCGGAGGGGGGGGUGCAACCGAUGCGGGGGAAGCGAAGAAGAUGACCUGCCUGCAGCAGGUGCAGAAAGGGGGGCAGGCGCAGAAAGCGGAGCAGGUGCAGACGACGGAGCAGAUGCGGCAGGUGCAGACGACGGAGCAGAUGCGGCAGAUGCAGAUGACGGAGCAGACGGCGGAGAAAUUGAACCAAACGGAUGCAAAGGAUGAGCCGCGGGGAUUUACAAAAGAGGUCGCCGAAGACGGUGAACUCAGCAAGCACAGCCGUAGUAGCAACGGCAGUAGCAGUAGCAGUGGAGGUAACAGAGAGGGAGGAACAAAUAAAGUAAAAAGUCAAAGAGGAGGAAGUGCCAAGCUGGGGAGUGAAGAUGCACCCACAACGGGUUGCAGCAGCAUGGUGAAUAUGAGACAAGGGAUAGAUGCAGGAUUAAAUGGGAAAGGAACCAACCAUAUUAGUUAUUACUCGGAGCAAACGUACGUAGAAGGUGGUAUCCUAAGUACAGCUACCUCCCUCGAUGUGCACAAGGAGGAGAAGAAGGCAGAAGCUCACAGAGGGGGGUACCUAAAUCACGCAAUGAGCAAACCUGUUAGAAUGAAUAACAAUCAGGAGAUAGAACCACUUGGUGAUUCACCCCUCAGUAGUGAAACAGGAAUAAAUCUGCAAUCGCUAAGUCAGAGUCGACCAGUAGAUCAGCACGAUGUUAUGAGUAACGGUUAUACUGGAACGAAAGAUGGAAUAUGUGACUUGGGGAAGAUGAACAGGAGAGCUGACAGUGGUAGUGGCCCUAUGAGUGAUUUGACCUUCCGAUUAAGGACCUCCCAUUCGAAGGGUAACUAUUAUGGAAGUGAAUCCUCAGUUGGGCAGAUGAAGAAGGAUAAUCUGCAGCGUCAUGUGGAGGAGAGGGGAGUGAACAAGCUGGGCAGCUUCACCAUUCAGGCGAUUGACGGUGUAGGGGGCUACACGGAGGAGAUGUCGUUUGUGUGUAGGGGUGGGGACGAGCAUGGUGGAAGUGGCGUUGGCAUUGGCGGUGGUGUUGGCGGUGGCAGUGGCGUUGGUUCUGGAAGCAGCGAGAAUCGCCCCCCCCCUGUGAUAGUGCAGCAAUGCGGCAUGAAAAGGAAGAAGGUCCCGUCUCUUUCGCAGACCGUGCAGGGAAGCAAAAAGGUGAAGGGGGUGUUAGCAAUGGGCCUCCCAGGCGCGAACAGUGGCAGCAGUGGUGGUAGCGGUGGUGGUAGCGGUGGUGGUAGCGGUGGUGGUAGCGGUGGUGGUAGCGGUGGUGGUAGCGGUGGUGGUAGCGGUGGUGGCAGCAGUGGUGGCAGCAAUGGAGGCAGCAAUGGUUGCAACAGUGACGGCAGGACUGAGGGGCAGAGAGUCAUGCAGAGCUUAGCGCCGAGCCAUGUGCAGAGCCAUUCGAUGAAUCGAUUGGCAAAUCGGCAUGGGAACCCACUCCCUCCCAGUGACUUGCAUAGCCAAGUGCAGCAGCCCUUCCCCCAGGCGAACGAAGGGUAUAUAGUCGCAAGGAACACAGUCAGCAUGGCACCCAAUAUGAUGACCAGCAUAGGAGAAACCGUGCCACCCCUAAACGGAAGGAAAUCUCCAAGAGAGCUACUACCCCCCACAACAGUGGAGCUAUCCGAUCGAGUGGAAGUGAACCAUGAUAAGAACAGUAACACGCAGAAGGUGGAAGCCAGGUGGCCCCCAGUAAGUAGCAGCAGUUUCAGUUUUGAUGUAAAUGGUGAUUAUGAGAGAAGGGGGCUUGUCGAAAAAAUACUCGAUAAAGGUUCUUGCGCAGAAAAGGCGAAUAAUGGGGUGGAGAAAGCCACGAGUAGCACGUUGGGGAAGGGGCUACUGAGGAGUGAAAUGGCUCAUGUGUAUGGUCACGCUGGAAGGACAGUGUCUGAUGCGAAGGUGCAUUCGAUUCGGUCGGUUAGUUACGCGAUGAAUGGAGAGAGUGAAAGAAGAAGGAUAAACGUAGGCGGGGUACUCCAAAGGGUCGUGGAGGAUGGCAGGGGGGAUACCAGCAGAAGCAGCAAGGAUGGUAGGAGCGGUGGUACAAGCGGUGGUACAAGCGGUGAUAGAAAUGGUGAUAGAAACGAUGGCAGAAACGAUGGCAGUAACAGCGGCAACAGCAACGGUAGCAACAGUGGUAGCAGCGGGGGUGGAGACAGUAGGAGCUACUCCGUGUUGAGCAACCAGAAGGAACGAGAAAAUAAUCCCCAGAGAGACAUCCAAGAAUGUGCGAAGAUGCGCGCGCUACCCACGGAGGGGAAGCAGUUCAUCCUGGGGAGUCACGACAUUUGUGGCAGUGGCAGUGGGAUUGGCACGCCGUUGGAUGACGUACAAAGAGGAGUCAGCAAUGGCGCAGCGAGGAAUGUACUGUGUACAUGGGACAAAGGUAUCAUCCCCCCCACCGUUCCCAUGAAUGAUGUUAAAAUAACGAACAGGAUGGAAUUGCUUGACAAGCAGAGUUCGAAUUCAGGUGUCUUAAAGGAUGAAGAGAAUGGAGUCAAAUUAAAAAUAUCGAAAAAGAAAAAAAGAAAACCAAAAGACACACUCCUACAGGAUGAAAGAAGUGACGUGAAGGAGCAGGUUGUGUCCGAUAAGACCAUCGAUGAUGAGUUCCCUUUGUGUGAUCUGGGAGAGGAGAACCCAACUGAGGAGGCCAAAUCGAAGCCCAAGCGGUCCAGGAGGUCUCGGGGCGCGAAGGAUGGAGACGACCAGGUUGUCACCGGUGCCUACGACGAGAACGGAGAGAAGGUCUCCGGGGUGUGGUACGACACCAACAGGAGACUCUGGCGAGUCAUGUACAUGGAAAACGACAAGAGGAAGACGAGGGGCUUCUCCCCACGCAUUUAUGGAUUCAACCUCGCACGGGAGUUGGCCGUGAAGCUCAAAUAUGAGAUGAUGGAAAAAAACAAGAAGUGA